This is a messenger RNA of Tarenaya hassleriana, 607 nucleotides long. RefSeq names its product transcription factor PRE3. The transcript is spliced from 2 exons. Bases 170 to 448 code for a protein of 92 amino acids. The record is from RefSeq and is a predicted model, not a curated record. Gene Ontology annotation, biological process: regulation of DNA-templated transcription; regulation of growth. Lineage: Eukaryota; Viridiplantae; Streptophyta; Magnoliopsida; Brassicales; Cleomaceae. Gene Ontology annotation, molecular function: protein dimerization activity.
UGUCUCUCUCUCUCUCUCUCUCUCUCUCUCUCCUUAACGAUCUUUUCUCCAUAACUUUGUGUCACCCUAACUCCAUAACCAUAACCACUUGUUUGCUUCAUCAUAUAUACUUCUGAUAUAUAAUUUCCUAGUUACACCAAAAAAAAAACUUGAUUUCAGAAAAAAAAAAAUGUCGAGCAGAAGAUCUCGUUCAAGACAAUCAGGAGCUUCGAGGAUUUCAGACGAUCAAAUCAACGAUCUUAUACUCAAGUUGCAGCAACUUCUCCCCGAACUUCGGAACAGGAGUUCCGACAAGGUAUCGGCGGGAAGGGUGUUACAGGAGACGUGCAACUACAUAAGGAACUUACACAGAGAGGUCGAUGAUCUAAGCGAGAGACUCUCCGAGCUUCUCGCAAACACAGACUCUGCUCAAGCUGCAUUAAUCAGAAGCUUACUUACUCAACAAUAAAUGCUUUUUUUAUAUUUAUUUUAAAUUUAAUUUCGACCCGAGAAAGUAAUGAUUAAUUAUUCCCUAUGCUUUCUUCCUCAAAUCUGUGUGAUUUUUGUUUUUUUUUCUUAUAUUGCUCUUUUUUGUUAUUAUGGUUUUCCUCCAUCUCUCCCAUUAGGG